Molecule: messenger RNA, 630 nt
Organism: Cooperia oncophora
Lineage: Eukaryota; Metazoa; Nematoda; Chromadorea; Rhabditida; Trichostrongylidae
Source: the annotation of a GenBank genome assembly
AUGCUGUCUCUUCCACUGCUUCUGCACUCAACGAACAAUGAUGCUGUCACUGCAACAACAACUUCAAAUAUGUCCUUUAUUGGGGAGGACAGGUGGGCAAAAGACGACCAGUAUCUGUGUGACCACCCAGAACAACUGAAUGAAUCACUAUCCUGCUACAGCUAUGUUUUCAAUUACCAAAGGUUGAACGUUGAAGUAUUGAGCGAAGAUCCUAUUCUCAUUAUCUUCCGGAAUUUCGCCUCUGAGAAAUACGUCGCGGAUUUCUUGUCGGAUGUCAGAAAAAGGGAAUUUGAAAAGCAGAUGGUGAUCGAUAACGAGAAAAACGAACCAGGACGUGUCAAAGAGAUCACUGGCAGGAUAGCUAAUGGUACAUGGUUUUUAUACGAAGAGACUAGUGGAGUCGGCAAAAUGUUCAGACGAGUGAAAGCAAUGCUGCCUUCUAUAAAUUUUAAGUCUUGCGAGCAGUGGCAGGUUCUUUCGUAUCAUCCCGGUGGUCAUUACGCACCACACUUUGAUUACCUCAAUUACACCUCUUCGAAACAGUGGGAUCUGUGGAUGAAUCGAUAUGGGAAUAGAAUGGCAACUUUCCUUCUUAUGCUACAGCCAGCAACAAAAGGAGGAGGUGGGUGA